Rhodotorula toruloides NP11 is the source of this 1437-nucleotide messenger RNA. RefSeq names its product aspartic proteinase. Gene Ontology annotation, biological process: proteolysis. Lineage: Eukaryota; Fungi; Basidiomycota; Microbotryomycetes; Sporidiobolales; Sporidiobolaceae. Gene Ontology annotation, molecular function: aspartic-type endopeptidase activity. The transcript has 2 exons. Bases 1 to 1437 code for a protein of 478 amino acids. The record is from RefSeq and is a predicted model, not a curated record.
AUGAGGACCGCAGCCACCCUCGCCCUCGUCGCCUCACUCUCCCUUCUCCCCUCUGCUCUCGCUUCCGACGAGGCUGCAGGCAUCGCCAUCCCGUUGCAGAAGCGCAACGCCGACGACGAGUCUCGCCAAUUGACCAAGCGGGACGACACCGUUGACUGGAGUGUCCUCGAGUCCCAUGUAGCUUCCGCCAAGGCCAAGUACAAGGCGACCGCCGACAUCUUCGAGCGCAUCCACGGCCACCGCCCCCUCCAAAGUGGCCCGAGCAAGAGGGACCUCGCCGCCGCCGAGGAGAAGCCGUUCUAUGGCUUCCGUGGCUCGAACCCGAUCGGCCGCUCUUCUAUCAGCCGCGUCCUCUUCAAGGACCGCACCAAGACCAGCUCGGCGUCGGCGACCAAGACCAGCUCGUCCGCGACUGUAUCGUCGACGCCGGUCUCCAUGGCGACGGCCGCUUCCGAGUCUCUCACCUCGUACAGCGACUCACUUUGGGCAGGCUCGCUCAGCAUCGGCACCCCGGCGCAGAACUUUGUCUGCGACUUUGACACCGGCUCGGCAGACUUGUGGAUGCCGUCGAGCCAGUGCACCUCGUCCGCCUGCUCCGGCAAGCACAAGUACGACGCGUCCGCCUCGUCGUCGUCGGUUCCCGUGACGAGCAAGACGUUCUCGGUCUCGUACGGCGAUGGCUCGUCUUCGUCGGGCCCGGUCUACCAGGACACCGUUACCGUUGCUGGACUCGUCGCGACCGGCCAGACCUUCGGCGCCGCCACCACCCUCUCUUCGUCGUUCGCCAACGACCCCGAAGACGGCCUCGCCGGCCUCGCCUUCCCCUCCAUCUCGGACCUCCAGUCGCCGACCCUCUUCCAGACGCUCUGGAAUGAGGGCAAGGUCGCCGCGAACCAGUUCUCCUUCCGCCUCUCGUCCGGCAACGCCGCUCCGUCUGAGCUCUACCUCGGCGGCAUGAACCCGGCGCACUACGUCGCCGGCACGACGCAGUGGGCUCCCGUUACUUCCCAGUCGUACUGGGUCGUUACGGGCGCAACGGCUGUCAACGGCAAGCCUGUCUCGGCGGUCAACAACUUCAACGCGAUCAUCGACACCGGCACGACCCUCAUCGUCAUUCCCACCGCCGCUGCUCAGUCGUUCUGGGCUGCCGUCCCGAACUCGGCGCCGUACUCGGGCGGCGGAGGCUACUACACCUUCCCCUGCGCCUCGCCUCCCUCGAUCACCUUCUCGUUCGGCGGCUCGACCAAGGCGUGGCCGCUCCAGUACCUCAACCUCGGUCGCGUCAGCUCCGGCAGCACCCUCUGCGUUGGGUCGAUCGUCGGCCAGGAUGUCGGCGUCAACGCCUGGAUCGUCGGCGACUCGUUCCUCAAGUCGUCGGUCUACACCACCUUCGACAUGUCGAGCCCUCCCCGCGUCGGUUUCUCGCAGGCGCAGUAA